AUGCCAAUCUGCGGCAGUGUGUUCUUCACGUGGUCAUCCAAAGGGAAUCGGAUUCUCAUCGAAGGAGAUUACAAGUACAGGGUUAAUGGGAUGUACAACGAUAAGAUAAGAUGGCGGUGUGCGAGCCACGAAAAAAACAAGUGCAAGGCGAUUGUACACACGUUAGGACACGAAAUAAUCUACAGGGCUAACCCUCAUAUCUUCAAGAUUCGUGAAGUCUCGCCGUGGAAAGACCAUGAUUCAGAUAGGUCGGUUCACGUUCUGCUCCCAAAUGGUAACGGGCCUGAAGACCAGGUGGGUCUGCUCCACCCACAACCACAAGCAAUGCCGAGCGCAUUAUCCGAAAAGACAAUCAUAUCUGAAGUUUCAAAAUAUGGCAAAGUAUACCCGGUUAAAACAAGCUUUAAGGAACCAUCUGCUGAAAAAAGUAAAAAUAUCGACGCUUUAACUGAAGAAGUAAACGAGCCCGAAGCACCAAAGUACGGCAAAGUAUACACGAGUAAGAAAAGUCUUUUAAACCUAUCUGCUGACAAAAUUCAAGGUGAUGUUGAUGAGAUAUGUAAAAAAUAUUUGCAAAAUAUUAUGGAUGCGUCUAAAAACGUAACGGUACUCUCAGUUGUUAAAAUACCUCCAGUGAAUUUGGUAAAAGAAGUUGAAAAACAUUUGACACUGAACAAGGAGAAUAAACAGGUUGUGUCUUUAGAGAAGCCUGCAUUAGAAAAAGCAAAACUAGAAAAACUGAAUGAGAACGAAGAUAAACCUAAACCUGAAAGAAAACGUGUUAGACGUCUCAAUGUGCCGCCGGGAAAAUCUGUAUCCGCGGAGGAAGUAGAAAUGUAUUUGACAAAUGAAUAUGAAUAUGAAGAUGAAAUAGAAAAACAGAAUGAGAACAAAGAUAAACCUAAACCCGAGAGAAAACGUGCUAGACGUCUCAAUGUCCCGCCGGGAAAAUCUGUAUCCGCGAAAGAAGUAGAUAUGUAUUUGACAAAUGAAUAUGAAUAUGAAAUAGAACAACCGAAUGAUAAUAAAGAAAACUCUACACAAGUUGAACUGCAAAAGAAGCGUAUUAAUCGUUCUAAUUUGCCGAGAAAAUGUGAGUUAGCAAAAGAUACUGAAAGUUUAUCGACAAAAGAAGAUCAAGAUAGAGCAAAAGAACAUAAUGAGAAUAUUACACAAUGUGAAUAUGAAUGUGUUAAACUAAGAAAUUUGCUUCUUGGACAAAAGAUCCCAGAAGAUGUUGAAAUAGAUUUGACAAACGAAGAAGAAGAAGAUAAUUAUGUUACACCUCCAAGGGAUUUAACAUCAUUUGAAGAAGUAAACAUGAAUUUACUAGAAGAGCUCAAUAAAAAGAAAAUUAACUGUCCCCGUUCACUAUCGGAGGAAGGUGAAAAUAAUAAGAAAUGUCAAUUGCCAGUAAUACGUGCCAUUCGGUUUGAACUACCUCCAGGGAAAUCAGUAUCAGCCAAAGAUGUUGAAGUUAUUUUAAAAAAUAAAGAAGAUGAGCUUAAAAACAAAUACUAUCACACUACUAAACACUAAUUAACAUAAGAAACAAAUUUUAUUUUUAUAGUUGACUAAGUAUACCAAUCAAAAUAUUAUGGUGCAAAAUAAAUUAUUAAUAUAGUGCAUCAUCAAAAUUACUUGUGAUAUAAUAAUAAGUGCCUUUGAGGAUUUGUUGACUAGUGCCUUACUUUCUAUUAAUUAGGUAUUACAAAUUGCGGGACAGUACGUCGAAGGACGGUCCUUAAAUUCUAAUAGAUUACGACACAACGUUCAUCGACGGCUGACUUUGAGCUUCGAAAUACGACAGCCCGUCGAAGAACGAACGUCAGCAAUAGAAAAUAUUGUAGGGUGACUUAGUAGUGUCGUAUUUGAAGAGUACAAAGCUGGCUAGUGUCACAUCGUAAAGUUUUAUGAGCACACACGUAAACUACACGCACACACUCAAAGUCGUCUCGUAUUGUGACACAACGACCGAGAAAGCGAUCUCCGGUUAGCGAUGGGCGAUUGUUCGAAAAAAAAAAAUCUAAUGAAUCGACAAUCGACCAAUCGAACUUUCGAUUGUCAAUUUAGUAAUUCGAAAAAUAAAAUCGAAUACUUAAUAAUCGACAAUCGAAUGAUAAAUCUAUUUACCUACCUGUACGCGACGAUUCAUUCGUUGUACCUAGUAGAU
Ostrinia furnacalis (Asian corn borer) is the source of this 2173-nucleotide messenger RNA. RefSeq lists its product as uncharacterized. The coding region runs from base 1 to 1539 and encodes 512 amino acids. Lineage: Eukaryota; Metazoa; Arthropoda; Insecta; Lepidoptera; Crambidae. The record is from RefSeq and is a predicted model, not a curated record. The transcript has 5 exons.